AUGGAUUUUGAGGUACCUGCAGAUAUAGAUUUGAGUCAAUGUCCUGGUUUAGUGCCAACUCCCAAAAAUUGUCCCGUCUGGAAAAAAGAAAUGAUAGAUAAGAAAAAUAAAGACAGAGUUGAAGAAUAUGUGAGAGAUAUUUUACGUGAUAGAGAAGAACAAAAGAAAUGGAAAGAUGUUCCCGAAUGGAAACGAAAAGUUUUAAAACAAAAAUCAGAUGAGGCCAGAGCCAAAGAGAAAGCCGUAAAGGAAGGAAGAGCCCCUCCACCAGAAAUUUCAGAUAAACCAUGCUCACAAAAAGAAUUACUUCACGCUGGUCAGAGUCACCAUGACGACGACUUCGUUCCUGCUGCCAUGAAUAUCGACCCUGAAGAAUUUGAAAGCAUGCCGCCAUGGAAACAAGAACUUUUAACAAAACGUAAAAAUAUCCCUGUUACAUUCAACAACGAAUUUAACCCAGACGAAGAAGAAGAGCCGCAGCAGCAAAAUUACGAUUUGGACGUCCAAAUGGCAAGCUGAUUUUCGACUCAGGGAACUGUGGGAUUAAUCGACGUUAAAAAAUUUGAACAAGUGUAAAUAAAUGUGCCAGAAAUCGCAGCAGUAAAAAUCGCGAACUUCCAUUCUAGUUUCGUUACUGGUGCUUCAGGUUUCUCAGUAUUUAUCCGUUUCAAAAUGGAGGAUUUUAAUUCGACUGCUGAACUGCUGUUUUCUGAAUAAAUUAAUUUGUGUAUAGCUGCCCUCUACGUUGCUGAUUUUGUUGAGCAAAAUAUUUCUGCACAUGCACAUGCAGAUACGAUACAAAACAUACAUAGAACAGUCCACUUUUUUUAAGGUAGCAGAAGUAGUAAUGAACACAAUAUAGUUCUGACUAGUAUAGUUUCAAUUAUUAUUUAUUCUACCUCAAAAUAAAAUAGACUGCUCUUGUUGAUUUGAAAUGUUUAAAAUUGUGUGGAAAUAUUUUUGUUUGGCCAUACAUAAUGUGGUAUGUAUAGAAUUUGAAUAAAUUUGCAUAUUGUUAUCAAUCGAUAUAAUAUAUGCAUAUAAUUAAUUAUUGAAUUAAUCAUGCAUAACUAUGCUGAAAGGUAAUCAAUGGUUUAUGCCUUUAACUUAAAACCAGUCUUCUAAACCUUUAUUUAUUUAUUGAAUGCUCAUUUGCAUAAUAUAUGUUUUUGAUAUGCAAAAAGCUUCAAUUUGCAUAAUGUGUGCAUAAAUUAUUUAAUGAAUAUUCAUUGCUGAUUAAUUAACUUCUGUCUGUAUGUUAUGUGAAGUAAAUGUUAUUAGAUUGUUUGUUAAGAUUAAUGCAUAUUCAUUGUUUUAUGCAAAUUAGCUUCAAGCUUUAGUUGAAAUUUGCAUAUGCAAAUUAAACAGGGUUAUGUUUAACUUAAAAAAAAACUGUUGAACUGAGUAAAGGGGAAUAACUCUGCUCAUUUUCUCUGACAAAAAUGAAAUGAUUUUUAUACCUAGAAUAUUUUUCAAGAUUUUUUUUACGAAGUUCAGUAUUAGCUUUAUUCUAUUUUGGACAAAAUAUUUUUAAAGUUUUUCCUAGAAUAUUUGUAAAUUUUAAAUUUAUUUUAUGAACCAAAACCCCUUCCACUUUUGGCAAAUGUUGGCCCUGAGUAAAUGUGAAAACGUCAGCAAUGUCAAACCCCAUAACUUGGGCUUUUUUAUCUCUUUUCAUUUGCUGAAAUCUGAUUGGUUGAAAUUAUGAAAAAGAGAUUAUUGACCAAUCAGAAAUCUUGAAAUUAAUUGACUGCACAAUCAGAGAUUUUAAAAGUUUUUUUUAAGAAAUGGGAUUGGCUGCAUUAUUGAUUGAACAGAUUGGCCAAUCAUAGGCUGCAAAAGAAUCGGAAGUUAGGAUAUCUCUUUCAUUAUCUCCUGAGUUUUUUAGAAUUUUAAUUUUUUUUAGCAAUUUUAUUUAAUUUAUACCGCUCUGUACAUAAGCAUGCUUGUAAUAUAGCUCAGUUACCCUUAUUGUUUGUAGAAAAUCUUUGUGUCCUAUUUAUUUAAGUCUUAUUUAAGGGGCACGAUUUGAAUCAGUAGGUUUUAUAGACCCACUCUACUCUCACUCUCAAGCUUUUGGUUUACCGUAUAUUUGCGAGUAUAAUGCGCAGUUUUUUAGCCUUAAAAUGGCUUGCUAAACUGGGGAUGCGCUAUUAUACACAGUGAUAAAGAACGUUUGAAUUUUUCAGUACAUGUGCUUAAUGAAAUGAUGUGGUCUAACCAGUCAUGUCUGAGUAGACCUCAAAAUGUACGACAGUAAUGUAGAUUUUAAGGACAAUUUUGGUUUAGCUGUAAAUUUUCUUAAUCUAAAAGAUGUAUUUAACAUAAUGAUGUGCAAAUCCAGUGAUGUCUGACUAGAACCCAAAAUGUUCUACAGUAAUUUCUCGUAACAGUUCUUGCAAGAUUUUUGGUAUGUUCAUGAUGAAAAUUGGUUAUCGAUUUAAGCAUUAACUAAGGGAGGGGUGAAGGGUGUGCUUACUCGUUCAAAGUGUGCCCACGCUAUCCAGAUUUUAAUUGUAAAUAGUAAAUAAAUGCAAUAAGCUACAAACUUAUUCUUACUGUUUUAAAUCUGGGGCAGAUUUAUCAGAAUGCACGGGCAUUUUGACGUUAUUGACACAGUUCUUAAAAUUACGUGCAAACUUAAAAGGCAAUCCGAAAUUAAUGAAAAAAUUUUGUACUAGAGUGAACCACGAUGGUUAUCAUUCGGUCGCUUGGGCACCAUAGGGUCGAAUCUGGUUUAGAUCUGAAACAGCGUUCCAUGUAAUGUUUCGUGAAAACAGUCGUUCCUGCACAUUUAUUCUCGGCACUAGACACGAAAGUAAGGGCCACGGUUUUCUCGAUUAGUCUCUCAAACGAUUAGUUUGAUAACAUUCACGUUAGACCUUUGGUGCCGUGGGUUCGAACCCUAUUUAAUCGAGAUGCGUGGAACUCGGGGUAAUAUUUUUUGAAUCUUCUGCCUAAAUCUGUCCCGAGAUUUUUAUAUUAUUGUUUUAAUGUUUGUAAUUUGCGUGCAGUAUUAUUGAAAGAAAUUUCUAAAAAUAGUAUGUGUUUCUUAUAAUGGUGGCCAUUUUUUAGGGUCAGCGCCUGGUUUUGAUUCUAGUUAGGGUUUAGAACACUGUUAAGGACUGAUCGUCAAGCAAAAUUUCCCCUAUUGCACACUGAGUUUGACCGCCUAAUGCAACUACAGUGCAAAAGGUAUUUAAUUAGGAUUACGGAAAUCCGUAUUUAAAAUAUGGAGAGAGCGCACGAACGUAUUAGUUUUGACCCGUGUUAGCAUCACCUGCGCAAAUAUUUUCCGGUUUUAGCUUAUGAUUAGUAAACGAUUAAACCUUACCGAAACGUAAACAUAAAUUAAAAUUUAAGUAAAUAUAUAUAUCCAAUUUCUAAAUGUAUUACUCGAUCUUUCUAAUAUGCUUAAAAUGAAAAUGUAACUUGAAAAGGGUUAAGGGUUAUGAAUUAUGUUGGAAAGCUAAACUAUUUUGAAUCCGUGUUCACUGGCGCUUGCUAAUAAUUUGAUAAAAUAAUAUUUUAA
Molecule: messenger RNA, 3532 nt
Organism: Lottia gigantea (owl limpet)
Lineage: Eukaryota; Metazoa; Mollusca; Gastropoda; Lottiidae
Exons: 4
Coding region: 1-519 (172 amino acids)
Source: RefSeq, a predicted model, not a curated record